Molecule: messenger RNA, 3046 nt
Organism: Marmota flaviventris (yellow-bellied marmot)
Lineage: Eukaryota; Metazoa; Chordata; Mammalia; Rodentia; Sciuridae
Source: RefSeq, a predicted model, not a curated record
AGAGGCACUAAGCCUAAGCAGCCGGUGAUGGCGGCAGCGGCGGCUGUGGCUGCGGCGGGUCCGGGCCCAUGAGGCGACGACGGAGGCGGGACGGCUUUUACCCAGCGCCUGACUUCCGAGACAGGGAAGCUGAGGACAUGGCAGGAGUGUUUGACAUAGACCUGGACCAGCCAGAGGACGCAGGCUCUGAGGAUGAGCUGGAGGAGGGGGGUCAGUUAAAUGAAAGCAUGGACCAUGGGGGAGUUGGACCAUAUGAACUUGGCAUGGAACAUUGUGAGAAAUUUGAAAUCUCAGAAACUAGUGUGAACAAAGGGCCAGAAAAAAUCAGACCAGAAUGUUUUGAGCUACUUCGGGUACUUGGUAAAGGGGGCUAUGGAAAGGUUUUUCAAGUACGAAAAGUAACAGGAGCAAAUACUGGGAAAAUAUUUGCCAUGAAGGUGCUUAAAAAGGCAAUGAUAGUAAGAAAUGCUAAAGAUACAGCUCAUACAAAAGCAGAACGGAAUAUUCUGGAGGAAGUAAAGCAUCCCUUCAUUGUGGAUUUAAUUUAUGCCUUUCAGACCGGUGGAAAACUCUACCUCAUCCUUGAAUAUCUCAGUGGAGGAGAACUAUUUAUGCAGUUAGAAAGAGAGGGAAUAUUUAUGGAAGACACAGCUUGCUUUUACUUGGCAGAAAUCUCCAUGGCUUUGGGGCAUUUACAUCAAAAGGGAAUCAUCUACAGAGACCUGAAGCCGGAGAACAUCAUGCUUAAUCACCAAGGUCAUGUGAAAUUAACAGACUUUGGACUAUGCAAAGAAUCUAUUCAUGAUGGAACAGUCACACACACAUUUUGUGGAACAAUAGAAUACAUGGCCCCUGAAAUCUUGAUGAGAAGUGGCCACAAUCGUGCUGUGGAUUGGUGGAGUUUGGGAGCAUUAAUGUAUGACAUGCUGACUGGAGCACCUCCAUUCACUGGGGAGAAUAGAAAGAAAACAAUUGACAAAAUCCUCAAAUGUAAACUCAAUUUGCCUCCCUACCUCACACAAGAAGCCAGAGAUUUGCUUAAAAAGCUGCUGAAAAGAAAUGCUGCUUCUCGACUUGGAGCUGGUCCUGGGGACGCUGGAGAAGUUCAAGCUCAUCCAUUCUUCCGACAUAUUAAUUGGGAAGAACUUCUGGCUCGGAAGGUGGAGCCUCCCUUUAAACCUCUGUUGCAAUCCGAAGAGGAUGUGAGUCAGUUUGAUUCAAAGUUUACACGUCAGACACCUGUUGACAGCCCAGAUGACUCAACUCUCAGUGAAAGUGCCAACCAGGUCUUUCUGGGUUUUACAUAUGUGGCUCCAUCUGUACUUGAAAGUGUGAAAGAAAAGUUUUCUUUUGAACCAAAAAUUCGAUCACCACGAAGAUUUAUUGGCAGCCCACGAACACCUGUCAGCCCCGUCAAAUUUUCUCCUGGGGAUUUCUGGGCAAGAGGUGCUUCAGCCAGCACAGCAAAUCCUCAGACGCCUGUGGAAUACCCAAUGGAAACAAGUGGAAUAGAGCAGAUGGAUGUGACAAUGAGUGGGGAAGCAUCAGCACCACUUCCAAUACGACAGCCGAACUCCGGGCCAUACAAAAAACAAGCUUUUCCCAUGAUCUCCAAACGGCCAGAGCACCUGCGAAUGAAUCUAUGACAAAGCAAUGCUUUAAUUAAUUUGAGGCAAAAACAAAAAAAGCAGGGAAAAAGGGAUGUGUGAGCAUCCUGCAAGAUGAAACAAGAAGAAUUAAAAAUGACAGUCUCAAAGAGUCAGUGUCAUUUCCUGGAAUGCUUUGGACAAAGGAAAAACAAACAUGGAUUUUUAAAAAUCAAUCAAUGGUGCAAACAAAAAAACUUGAGCAAAAUAGUAUUUCAGAACUCUUAGGCACAUCAAUUAAUUGGUUCCUAGCAACAUCUCAACCUUAUCAAGGAUUUUCACGUUGAUGGCUGGAAACUGACAGUAUUAAGAAUAGGAUGUUGCUUCUGAAUCACUGUCAAAUUCUGAUUGUGUCGGAGAAGGGUUUUCCUUUCAUUAGGCAAAGUAUGAAAUUGCCUAUAAUACUUGCAACUAAGGACAAAUUAGCAUGCAAGCUUGGUCAAACUUUUUCCAGCAACAUGGAAUCAAAGACAAACUUAUCAAUUGAUGUUUUACGUGCAAACAACCUGAAUCUUUUUUUUAUAUAAAUAUAUAUUUUUCAAAUAGAUUUUUGAUUCAGCUCAUUAUGGAAAACAUCCCAAACUUUAAAAUGCGAAAUUAUUGGUGGUGUGAAGAAAGCCAGACAGCUUGUUUCUUCUCUUGAUGAAAUAAAAAAAUGCAAAUGAAUCAUUGUUAACCACAGCUGUGGCUCCUUUGAGGGCUUGGGGUAUACCUGGGGUUUAUUUUUAGUAACCCAGCUGCAAUACCUGUCUGUAGUACUAGGAAAACAACAGCAACAAUCUAUUUAAUCAUUUCUACUUGCAGUAAUGCUAUGUGCUAAGCUUAACUGGAAGCCUUGGAAUGGGCAUAAAUUGUAUGUCCUACAUUUCAUCCUUGUACUGGGCCUGCAUUGCACUGGAAAAAAGUCACCACCUGUUCUUAUACCAGUAUUUGGUUCAAGACACCAAAUGUGUUCAGCCCAUGGCUGAGGAAGGAUGGAAGAGAGUCAGGAUAAAAUGCAUACUGAGGGCAGCAAAAUGGGGAAGAUAGGAAUAUCCAGGGGAAGAGGGUGUUCCCAUGGUCCACUCUCUGUCUAAUCUCUUUAUGGCAAAUUGGUAAAAUUUUAAGUUUUACUUCGUUUUACUGUUUUUGCUGUCUACCUUCUUUAACAUUUUUUUCCUUAACAGUUUUAAAAAAGGAAAAAAGGUCUAAUUUUUUUCUCCUAUACUGGGGCUACCUUUUUUGAUUGUAAAAAUACUUGAUGGCCUUUUGAUGAAUGUCUUCCACAGUGAAUAAGAAAACUUAGUGGCUUAAUUUAGGGAACAUGUUAACAGGACACAGUUUUUGAAUUGUAACAAAAUCUACAUAAGUGAUUUACAGGUACAAAGAAUAAAUAAAGGUGACUUUACCUUUCUUAAAUA